AUGUUGGACACCAUCGCAAAUUCCACGUCCCUUAUUUCUCAAGUCUUUCAUCUUUACCGCCAUAUUUCCUCCGCGCGAAGCUUCUCAGACGCCACCAGCGCCUUAUCCGCCCUCAUCGCGGUCGAGUACUUCCGCUUCGAAAGCUGGGUGCAAGCAAGCGGGCUUAUCACGAAAGAUCCCCUUUCCGGGGAGCCUGUGGUCCACGAUCAUUCGUUACGGCGAUGCAUCCUCCUCGCUGCCGAUGCCAACUGGACCACCAUGGACUAUCAAACGGUGGAGGAGGCAAUUCUUGGUAUCCUCUCCGAGGUUUACAAGUGUCUUGAGAAAAUCAACAAACUGAGGGGAAAUUCACGGGUCGCAACGACCUUAUUUCGGGAUGCUACGCUUCAACGGGAGCAGAGCCGAGCAGUGAGCUUCUUCCGCAAGGUCACCUUUGGCUGGUCUCUUGUCGAUGAUACAAGUGAUAAGGCGAAGCUUGACGAGACACUGAAGACGCUGAAGGAUCUCAAUGACCGGCUGGAAUCGAUGCUCCCGUCCCCUAAUCGGUGUGGUAACGGAGCCGAGGUGGCCAGGCGAUAUAUUAGCCUCAAGAUGCUGUCAGUUGCAGCCGAGCCGACGGAGUUGCAAAGCAUUGGGAAGAUAAUGGCGGCACAGGCCGGGCACGUUGACCUAUACCAGGAGAUACACACCACUGCCGUUCUCAAGGCACAGAGGCUCGGCGGAGGCAUCUCGGACUCGGAGUUGAAAGAGGUCGUCCGGGAGAAGGACAUACUCGUCGGGGCUGAGCCACUCUUCCAGGAAAGGCAAACUCGCACUCUCUGCAAACUGCAAUCAGACGGCUCUACUGUGUUGAAACGGAUCGCCACUCUCGCCGUGCUUCUCAAGCUCGGGGGCCACCCCUACUUCAAGACACUCCCCGGUUGCCACGGCUACAUCCCCUACACUAGUAGGCGGUUUGGCCUGGUGUUACCUCUCCCCCCCUGGGCGGAUCCCAAUCGCGAGCCCGUCGCGCUGUUCUCCCUUCUCCCGUCCAUCAGCCGGUACAGUCUGGAAAGCUUCGGCAUGACCAAACGCGUCAACCUCAAUGCGCUGCCAACGCUCGAGGACCGGUACCGCCUCGCCCACGCCAUAGCCGACGGCCUCCUGUCGCUGCUGAGCGUCUCCUGGGUCCACAAGAGCUUCUGCAGCUGGAACAUCCUCCUCUUCCGCUCCCGCAUCGGCCACGGCGCCAUCGACUUUGCGCAGCCCCUGAUCGUCGGCUUUGGCGUCGCGCGCCACGAAAUGCCGGGCGAAGUCACCCACACACACUUCGGACCCGGAUCCCGGCAGAUGGCGUGGGGAUCUGCGUUGUGGAGCUGA
This is a messenger RNA of Microdochium trichocladiopsis, 1359 nucleotides long. RefSeq lists its product as uncharacterized. The transcript is spliced from 4 exons. The record is from RefSeq and is a predicted model, not a curated record. Bases 1 to 1359 code for a protein of 452 amino acids. NCBI's taxonomy places the organism in Eukaryota, Fungi, Ascomycota, Sordariomycetes, Xylariales, Microdochiaceae.